This is a messenger RNA of Iphiclides podalirius (scarce swallowtail), 2598 nucleotides long. NCBI's taxonomy places the organism in Eukaryota, Metazoa, Arthropoda, Insecta, Lepidoptera, Papilionidae. The record is from the annotation of a GenBank genome assembly.
AUGCACGCCACCGGCCACACGGACCGCUCGGGCGGCGGCGGCGGCGGCGGAGGCUCCUGGCGCCUCCCACCCGACGAGACGCUGCAAGUCGCCGACCCCAAGUCCGCCAAAGAGGAGGACCUGUACCCUGGAGACGGCCACAACUGGAGAAGUAUUAUAUUUUCAUUGAUGGUCAUCAGUUUUGUGAUUGCCGGAAUAGUCACCGCUAUUUACUUAUUGGGGUAUGUAGACGAGUUGCUGUAUUGGUCGGGCCGUCGAAUGCGCUUGGACGAAUUCCUGCGUGGCGAUUUAACAGGCGAACGUUUGACAACCACUUGGGUCAGCGCCCAUCAGCUCGUGUACCAGGCGGACGACGGCAGUCUGCUGGCACUGAACACUUUCAACAACACACUCACCGUUCUCGUCACCAAUCACACACUAAGACAACUAAAUGUACGCGGUUAUCAGUGCUCUCCAAAUCUACGCUACGUACUGUUCCAACACAAUAUCAAAGAGGUGUACCGCCGUACUUUCACCGCUUACUACACCGUUUAUGACGUUACAAAUGAUCACCAUAUACCACUGUUUGGCGAGGGCCAGAGCAGCUGGGAGUGGCAGCAUGCGGCGUGGCUCGGAUCCGACGGCUCACUGCUAUUGGCAGCUGACAACGAAGUGCUGGCGCGACCUGGGCCCCCAGCGCGCCGUGCUCCUAUCCUGCGGCUCACCACAGACGCCCGUGACGGAAGCGUUUACAAUGGCGUCUCCGACUGGCUUUAUCAAGAGGAGGUGACAAAAACACCAUCGGCGACCUGGGGAUCUUCUGAUGGCACUCUGGUUAUGUACGUUCAAUACAAUGAUACCAUGGUACCAGAGCUCCAGUUUCCUAGGAUUUCAGAAGGCAUUGGUGGAGCUGGUGCAACUAGAUCUGGUUUUCUAUUGCCUGCCCUCAACAAUAGCAUUCAUGCUGUCUUUCCUGAUCACAUGACAGUUAGAUAUCCGACGCCGGGAAGUUCUAUACCCAAAGUUAGGUUAUGGAUAGUAGGAGUACAAAACACGACAUCUCCACCGAGGUGGGAAGUGAAACCUCCAAGUACUUUAGAUGGAAUGGAAUAUUAUCUCAUAUCAGCCCAAUGGGUGGGCAAAGAUAAUUCACACGUGGGCGUUGUUUGGAUGAGCCGCGCCCAAAAUCUAACAGUAUACAGUAGUUGUUAUGCACCAAAUUGGACAUGUACAGAAACACACUCAGAAAAAGCAACAGAUGAACCAUGGCUGGAGGUUCAUCAAAAACCUGUCUACUCAGAAGAUGGGAGUGCCUUUUUACUUUUAGCAGCCGUCCAAGAGGGCGGGGGCCAGUAUUACACGCAUAUCAAACAUGUUGAUGUAUUACGUCAACGAAUGGCAGUACUCUCACAUGGAAGGGUAGAAGUUGCCGAAAUUCUUGCCUGGGACCAGAUAAACAACUUGGUUUAUUAUUUAGGUAGUGCCGAUAGACCAGGUCAGCGGCAGGUAUACGUGGUCCGAGAUCCAGGAUACGGUGGAGGGAGUAAUUCAGUGAAAGCUCGAGCUGAACGCGAAGAGCCUCGUUGCUUGACAUGUGAACUGGCAGUCUGGCCCGCUCGCCUUCACUAUGCUAAUUGUUCAUUUUGGAGAGCAACUUUUUCACCGCCCAAGCCAAAAGUCGGCAUAACCCACUAUGUUUUAGAAUGUGGCGGCCCAGGUCCACCGCUCGCAGGACUCCAUAAUGCUAAGACACAUAAGCUAGAAAGAAUAUUAUAUGAUACCCGACCUUAUAGAUCUGUACGACUCAGGGAGCUAGCUUUGCCAACCCGGAGGUCUUUUGAUGUACAGUUGAGUAGUGGAUCGAAGGCUCGAGUCCAACUGCUUCUGCCGCCUUCUUGGCGAGAAGAACUGCGCGAUGCAGCUUUCCCCGUCCUAGUUCAUGUUGACGGUAGACCUGGUAGUCAACAAGUAACAGAUGAGUUCCUAGUAGAUUGGGGCUCAUACAUGUCUUCCCGCAACGACGUAGUUUACGUAAAAUUAGAUGUAGCAGGUGCUAGAGGAUUACCACGAGCACUGCUGCGCGGUCGUCUGGGAGGAGUGGAAGUGGCAGAUCAGUUAGCUGUUAUUAGGUAUUUAUUGGAAACUUUUAAAUUUCUGGACGUAACACGGGUUGCUGUUUGGGGAUGGGGUUAUGGCGGAUACGUUACAGCGAUGCUCUUGGGAUCACAGCAAUCAACUUUGAAAUGCGGUAUAGCUGUAUCACCAAUAACAGACUGGCUUUACUAUAACGCAGCGUUCACGGAGCGUAUCUUGGGUCAGCCGUCUGUCAAUUAUAAAGGCUACGUGGAAGCGGAUGCAUCUCAACGUGCACACCAUGUGCCGGCGCAUGCCCUAUACUUGGUGCACGGUAUGGCCGACAUGAGUGCACCCUACCCCCACGCCCUUCAACUGGCUCGAGCUCUAACAGACGCUGGGGUACUAUUCAGAUAUCAGGCAUACGCUGAUGAAGGGCAUGACUUGAAAGGCGUCAUCGAACAUGUGUACCGAUCUAUGGAAGAUUUCCUUCGAGAAUGUUUGUCCCUCGAUCCUGAAGACACAAAACUGCCUCCGCCAGAUAGA